Gekko japonicus is the source of this 1943-nucleotide messenger RNA. RefSeq names its product pyruvate dehyrogenase phosphatase catalytic subunit 2 (gene PDP2). The record is from RefSeq and is a predicted model, not a curated record. The transcript is spliced from 2 exons. Lineage: Eukaryota; Metazoa; Chordata; Lepidosauria; Squamata; Gekkonidae. Bases 90 to 1697 code for a protein of 535 amino acids. Gene Ontology annotation, molecular function: cation binding; protein serine/threonine phosphatase activity. Gene Ontology annotation, biological process: protein dephosphorylation.
AGAUUUAAGAACCGAUCAGCUUUUGGCAGAUGCACGGCUGUUACCAAGACGUUUCCAGUAACUAGACCGUUUUCCAAAACAUCCUUACAAUGUCCAGUCCUAUGUCUUCCCGGAUUAUAAACUCUGCCAGAAGCAGAAUCUGCGCUUUGCAUGGAAGAGGACAUUUGAAUUCCAGGUACAUUUCAAACCAGAAGAAUACUACACAGAGGAGUUUGUUUUCCAAAGGUCCUUUUCCCUCUGUAUGGGCAAAUACCGCUGGUAGCACAGCUGACGUUUUUACCUUGAACAAGGCUUUCAGACAUACCUCAACGGAAGAAGAGGACUUCUCCUUCCAUCUGACACCAUCGCAGAUAGAUGAGAUAUUAAAGGCGAGCGAGUUGUCCCAUACGAUACCCGAAUUUGAUGGGAAAAACCCCAGUUCAGUGUUGAAAUUUGAGAGUAACCAGUUGGCCGCCAACACCCCAAGCGAAGACCGUCGAAGCUCAGCUGCAUUCUUGCAGACCCGAGGGGUGAUGUUUGGGGUUUUUGACGGCCACGCGGGUUAUGCCUGCGCCCAGACGGUCAGCGAGAGGCUGUUCUUUUAUAUUGCCAUUUCUCUCCUGCCUCGGCAACGGCUGGAGGAAAUGGAAUUUGCCAUGGAGUCCAUGAAGCCCGUUCUGCCGAUCCUGCAGUGGUACAAGCAUACGAACGACAGGUUCUUUCAAGAGGUAGCUUCUUUGUAUUUGGAACAACUCAGGGUUUAUUGGCAGGCCUUACUGGACAUGGAAUCGGGCUUUACGACGGAGGAAGCCUUGGUCUACGCCUUUAAAAGGUUGGACUCAGACCUCUCGUUGGAGGUCCAGGCGCCCUUAGAGAAUGAACUGAUGAGGAACAUCGCCCUUCAGGUGGCUUUUUCUGGCUCGACGGCAUGUGUGGCUCACAUCGAUAGCAUUCAUUUGCACGUGGCCAACGCCGGAGACUGCAGGGCUGUCCUAGGCGUUCAGAAUGAAGAUGGCUCGUGGGCCGCCCUCCCUCUCACUCGAGACCACAACGCCUUCAACAAUCUGGAAGUCCUAAGGUUGAAAAGGGAGCACCCAAAGUCCGAAGAGGACACUCUCUUUGUGAACAACAGGCUGCUGGGUGUCCUAAUGCCUUCUCGGGCUUUUGGCGACGUCCGGUUCAAAUGGAGUCAGGAGCUGCAGCAGAACGUGCUGGGAAAUGGGGGCAACGCGGAAGCGUUAAACAUUUAUGAGUACGUACUCCCAAACUACCACACCCCUCCCUAUUUGACUGCCGAGCCAGAAGUCACCUACCAUAAAAUAAGGCGUCAGGAUAAAUUUUUAGUCAUUGCCUCGGAUGGUCUAUGGGACAUGCUGAGCAACGAAGAGGUGGUCAAGCUCGUUGCGGAACACCUGCUCGAAACAAACGUGCAGCAAAUGCAUCUGUCUUUAAAAAAACCGGCCAAGCUGGGCUACAUGCAAAACCUGCUGCUGCGGAGGAAAGCCAAGCGCGUCCGCUCCUAUGACGAGAACGUGGCCACCCACCUCAUCCGACAUGCUGUUGGGAACAAUGAAUACGGAGAGGUCGAUCCGGAGAGGCUUGGGGCCAUGUUGACCCUUCCCGAUGACCUGGCACGCAUGUACAGGGAUGACAUAACAGUCACCGUGGUCCAUUUUAAUUCCGCUACGGUUGACAGCUACUACCAAGAGAAUAAAUAAGGGACCCGCCUGGCUACUGGAUUUUACUUGCACUAAUUCUGCAGACCACGAAGGGAUUUCUUUUUGCCAUUAGUGGAAAUGCCUAGAAAUGCCACCGUGUAGGAGUCCCCUAGCUGUCUCCAGCGGCCUAAUUUCUAAGCAAGAAUUGGUGUUUACAAUUUUUUAAUGUAUUUAUUAGAACGAAAUGUUGUAAGACAUCCCGGGGGUGGGGGACAAGAGAGGUGCAGUUUUGUGCCCAGAGGAUUA